Messenger RNA from Trachemys scripta elegans, 918 nucleotides. RefSeq names its product solute carrier family 9 member A5 (gene SLC9A5). Gene Ontology annotation, molecular function: sodium:proton antiporter activity. NCBI's taxonomy places the organism in Eukaryota, Metazoa, Chordata, Testudines, Emydidae. Gene Ontology annotation, cellular component: membrane. The coding region runs from base 37 to 918 and encodes 293 amino acids. Gene Ontology annotation, biological process: regulation of pH; sodium ion transport; proton transmembrane transport. The transcript is spliced from 5 exons. The record is from RefSeq and is a predicted model, not a curated record.
CCGGCGCAGCGCGGCGAGCGGAGCGGAGCGGGCGCGAUGCAGCCCCCCACCGGCCCCGCGCUGGCCUCUGCCCCCGAGAGCCCGCCGGGGCCGGCCCCGGGCUCGCCGCUGCUCCGCUGGCAGUGGCGGGAGGUGCAGGCGCCCUGCCUGGUGGCGGGCUGGAUCCUGGUGGCGAGUCUGGCCAAGAUCGUGUUCCAGCUGUCCAGGAAGGUGACGUCCGUGGUCCCAGAGAGUUGCCUUCUCAUCCUGCUGGGGCUGGGCCUCGGGGGCAUUGUUCUGGCCAUCGCUAAGAGAGCUGAGUACCAGCUGGAGCCCAGCAUGUUCUUCCUCUUCCUCCUGCCCCCCAUCGUCCUGGACUCGGGCUAUUUCAUGCCUAGCCGGCUGUUCUUUGACAAUCUCGGGGCAAUCCUGACCUACGCGGUGAUUGGCACGCUGUGGAAUUCCUUCGCCACCGGAGCCGCCCUCUGGGGCCUGAAGCAAGCGGGGCUGAUGGACGCGGGCGUGGACGCUGGCCUGAUGGACUUCCUGCUCUUCGGCAGCCUCAUCUCAGCCGUGGACCCUGUGGCGGUGCUGGCCGUCUUCGAGGAAGUCCACAUCAAUGAGACCCUCUUCAUCAUUGUGUUCGGGGAGUCCCUGCUGAACGACGCUGUCACCGUGGUGCUGUACAAAGUCUUUAACUCCUUUGUGGAGAUGGGUCCCGCGCAUGUCCAGGCCACAGACUACCUGAAGGGUGUUGCUUCCUUCUUCGUGGUGAGCCUCGGGGGGGCAGCCGUGGGGCUGCUCUUCGCCUUCCUGCUGGCACUGAUCACCAGGUUCACCAAGCGCGUGCGCAUUAUCGAGCCGCUCUUCGUCUUCCUGCUGGCAUACAUGGCGUACCUCGCCGCCGAGAUGGUCUCGCUCUCCUCCAUCCUCGCGUGA